Molecule: messenger RNA, 333 nt
Organism: Colletotrichum orchidophilum
Lineage: Eukaryota; Fungi; Ascomycota; Sordariomycetes; Glomerellales; Glomerellaceae
Exons: 1
Coding region: 1-333 (110 amino acids)
Source: RefSeq, a predicted model, not a curated record
AUGUGUUACUUUUAUCAAACACGUUGGUCCUGCGGAUAUUGGAGAUGGGGUCAGUUCAAACAGCAAUGCAACAAAGAAUACCGGACGGGCGAGACAUGCGGACUGAAGCUGGUGUUCGAAACCAUCACAAAUCCAGACCGAUGCAAGCUGUGCUACGAUAUGGACAAGAAGUAUCGUCGGUUGCACAAGAUGGAGGGAGACGUCGAACGAUGGUAUCGCGAAGGGAAUCGCCAGGCGACUAUCGAGCGGACGAACAUUGAGAUACAAGAUGUCCAACGCCAGAUCCAUGAGAUGAGCACUUCGCAUUGGACCAGAGUGAGUACGUUGACCUGA